AUACUCCCCACCAAUUCCAAAAACCCUCCCACCUCUUCUUUCCAAAUUCAUCCACAGCUGUUCCCUUUGGUUUUUUAUCUAUCAUUAUUACAACCUUUUCAACACACACACACACACACAUAUACAUACACUGUUUUUGGUUCUUUCAGUGAUGGAAGUGGUGAUAUUAUUGGGUGUUGUGAUGAUGUUGAGCAGCAGAGUUUGUGCGGAUCCAGACAUGCUUCAAGAUGUCUGUGUUGCUGAUCUCACUUCUGGUGUGAAGGUAAACGGGUUCCCUUGCAAGUCAAACUUCACGGCGGAGGACUUCUUCUUCGCCGGCAUAGCUAAACCUGGCGCCACCAACACCACCACCGGAUCACUCGUCACCGGCGCCAACGUAGAGAAAAUCCCGGGCCUCAACACCCUCGGCGUCUCCCUCUCCCGCAUCGACUACGCCCCCGGCGGACUCAACCCGCCCCACACGCACCCACGCGCCACCGAGAUGGUGUUCGUUCUAUACGGGGAGCUGGACGUGGGGUUCAUCACCACCUCCAACACCCUCAUCUCCAAGUCCAUCAAGGAGGGCGAGGUGUUCGCCUUCCCCAAAGGCCUCGUCCACUUCCAGAAGAACAACGGGAAGCAACCCGCCGCCGUCAUCUCCGCCUUCAACAGCCAGCUCCCCGGGACGCAGUCCAUCGCCGCCACCCUGUUCGCGGCCAAGCCGGCGGUGCCGGACGACGUCCUGACGAAGGCGUUUCAGGUGGGCACCAAGGAAAUUGAGAAGAUCAAGUCCAGAUUCGCGCCCAAGAAUUGAUCGAUGAUGGAUUAUCUGAUAAAAAAAAUUAAAAUUAAAUUAAAAAAAAAAAAACAAAGAAGAUUGGAAUUUCUACACGUGUACGAGAAAUUUCCUUUUUUUUUUUUUUCAAUUGUGAUCGAAAAUAAAAUUUGAAUUUCUU
Molecule: messenger RNA, 935 nt
Organism: Sesamum indicum (sesame)
Lineage: Eukaryota; Viridiplantae; Streptophyta; Magnoliopsida; Lamiales; Pedaliaceae
Product: germin-like protein 5-1
Molecular function (GO): manganese ion binding
Source: RefSeq, a predicted model, not a curated record